AUGCCUCGUGCGACUGGCCGUGGUCGUGGUGGCCGAGGUGCCAACCGAGGCGCUGCUGCUUCGGCGGUAGUUAACCAUCGUCCCCUGCGCGAUACGGCUAUUAAGCCAAAGUAUCUAUGGUGUAUGUGCUGUCUUAGAACCGCUGUAGGCGAAUUCAACCCGGUGAACCUGGAAAAACAAGCCCCUUUCGUGAUUGACUGCGUUCUCAAUGCGGCCGGUUCGGUACUCUGUCGUCAGUGCUUCGAUAGACGUAGCGGCUGCGAAUCAUACGCGGAGACCUUCUUCGUUGACUUAGAGGAGGGACAGGAAAACGAAGAUAUCGUGAUUUUUAAUGAAGAUGUUCGCCGCGCAAUCAAUGAGGCAUUUAAACAGCUAUCCUCUGCCUUUGUACAGACGGUAGCGGUUCAUCGUCGUUACCACGGCUUGACGACCAACCAGAAAUCGCGUCGCGUUGUUGAUUAUGAAGCGUUUUUAGCGCGCCGCCGUGAACUCCCGGGAGUCAACUACGAGAAGUUGUAUUUGAUGCCGGGCGAUACGGGAUAUGUUCUGUGGACCAGCGCAAAGCGGUCGUUCCGCACCGCCGUUACUGAAGCGUUGAACUGGCAAUUCGAGGGCGAUGACCUCGAUAACGUGCUCGAUGACGUGUUGAACGGUUGGCCAGUCAUUAUUGGGGAGUUGUAG
This is a messenger RNA of Aspergillus welwitschiae, 681 nucleotides long. RefSeq lists its product as uncharacterized. Bases 1 to 681 code for a protein of 226 amino acids. Lineage: Eukaryota; Fungi; Ascomycota; Eurotiomycetes; Eurotiales; Aspergillaceae. The transcript has 3 exons. The record is from RefSeq and is a predicted model, not a curated record.